UGAAGCCUUUUCUUGUUAUAAAAAAUGUCCUUCUUAACAAAAUUUGCAAAGACUGCAUUCGGACAGUUCACCAGACAACAACAACCUACUUUAACAGCAUGUAAUCCUUCCAUGCUUACAGCUGUUCGCACCAUGAAGGUGAGAUCAUCAGUUAAGAAAAUGUGUGAUGGAUGUGCAACUGUUAGAAGACGUGGAAAGCUCUACGUUACCUGCUCAAAGAACCCCAAGCAUAAGCAACGUCAAGGUUAAACUCUUUUUUUUUUUACCACAACCGACAUUUUCUUUUCAUGGAUUUGGAUUCCUCUACUCUAUAUACUCCUUUUUCAUUCACUUCCCGGAAAAGAAAAACUUUGCAGUCAUCAACAACAACUCUAUCAUAUACGCACCCUCCCCUUCCUUUUGUAUCCCGAAAAAUUGUAUAGAUAAUAAAACGGAAAACGAUUUUUUUUUAUAGAAAAGAUUAUGUUUUAUUAAAAC
Messenger RNA from Mucor mucedo, 477 nucleotides. Its product is annotated as ribosomal protein L36-domain-containing protein. Gene Ontology annotation, biological process: translation. Gene Ontology annotation, molecular function: structural constituent of ribosome. Gene Ontology annotation, cellular component: ribosome. NCBI's taxonomy places the organism in Eukaryota, Fungi, Mucoromycota, Mucoromycetes, Mucorales, Mucoraceae. The transcript has a single exon. The record is from RefSeq and is a predicted model, not a curated record. Bases 25 to 249 code for a protein of 74 amino acids.